GAGAGUGGGGACGGUUGCAACAUGUGGCAGUUGCAACACUGAGGAUUCCUCCAAUCAGAAACGAGCUACAGUGAUGACACUCAUUUUGCACAUGCUCAGUGAGACCCUCUUUCUUCCUGCAACUUUUCAGCAAGAUUGGAGCAUCUGUUCUGGAAGAACCAGAAAUCAAGUAUGCCACGAAACAGAGAGCGAAAGACAGAUAGGGGUGUCCCUGUACAAGUGCUCCGUUUGGCGGCAGAGGUGAUCAGGAGUGAGGGCAGGUCAGCGAGGUCUGUGGCGAAGGAGUUUGAAAUCUGUCACACAACACUGUACCGAUUCUGCAAGAAAUUAGAGAGGGCAGGUCCAGGUGAAGAGAUCAGGACAGGAUACUGGACGCCAAGGAGGGUUUUUACAGCUGAACAGGAAGCUAUUUUGUCGAAUUACCUUAAGACAGCUGCAGAUAUGUUUUAUGGGCUGUGCACUAAAGAGGUUCGUCGUCUGGCUUAUCUGCUGGCUGUCAGGUAUGGAUGCCAAUACCCAGGGACAUGGGAUGAGCCAGGCCUGGCUGGCCGCGAUUGGUUGAUGGGCUUCCUACACCGCCAGCCAACCUUGUCAAUAAGGCGCCCCCAAGCCACCAGUCUUGCCCGUAAUAUACACUUCAAUAGGCACAAUGUGUCCUUGUUCUUCAAUAAUUUAGAUGAAGUCCUCCGAAAGAACAACUUCCAGGGAGAGGACAUAUGGAACAUGGAUGAGACUGGCAUUACCACUGUUCAGAGGCCAGAUCAGGUUGUCGCCGUGGCCCCUCAAGUUCCUGCCAGUCUGUCCUCCUCUUCAGUGGCCCCUCAAGUUCCUGCCAUUCUCCCCUCCACCUCAGUGGCCCCUCCAGUUCCUGCCAGUGUGUCCUCCUCUUCAGUGGCCCCUCAAGUUCCUGCCAGUCUGUCCUCCUCUUCAGUGGCCCCUCAAGUUCCUGCCAUUCUCCCCUCCACCUCAGUGGCCCCUCCAGUUCCUGCCAGUGUGUCCUCCUCUUCAGUGGCCCCUCAAGUUCCUGCCAGUCAGUCCUCCUCCUCAGUGGCCCCUCAAGUUCCUGCCAGUCAGUCCUCCUCCUCAGUGUCCCCUCCAGUGCAAGGUGGUCUCCCCUCAAAUUCUGGCCAGUACUUCGAUGUACACAUGUUUUCACCUGAGCUCAUCCGACCCCAUCCCAAAGCGACCCAACGCAAGGCAAAGGAAAACGGCAGGAGAAAACGAAAGUCAACAAUUCUGACAGAUACCCCUGAAAAGAAGGCGUUGGAGGAAGAAAACAAAACAAAGAAAGGAAAGAGAAGGCUGAGCCAGAGCACACUGCAGCCGCAGCCAAUUGGAAAUACUGAGGAAAUGAGAGGAAAGAAAAAGCAAAAGCAAAAGAGGAAAAACAUUGAAAGAGAUAGCCAUUCAGAGGAGGCCUUUUGCAUUGUUUGCUUGGAGAGCUACUCAAAGCCCAAGGAGGUGUGGCUACAAUGUCUAAUGUGUCAGAAGUGGGCUCAUGAAGCCUGCACUGAUGGCAGCUCAGUGUACGUUUGCCACAAUUGUGAGACCGAAAGUGAUUAAUUUUCUGAUGGUGUCUGAUGUUUUCCAAUGUCUAGUGUUAUGUUAUAUUGUUAUGUUAUGUUAUGUUGUUAUGCUAUGUUCAGUUAAUUCAAGACAAAAAAGUUCAUCCAGGCACUCUAUUUCUAUUUCUAUUAUCAAUUUGUUAACAACUAAAAUGUAAUUGACAGAAAAAAAAGUCUGUGAUUUUGUAUGGUUCUUAUGAUAGGCUAUAUUAUUGUUAUUAUACUAUUGCUUAUAUUAUUAUUAUUAUUAUAAUAAUGAUAAUUAUUAUUAUUAUUAUUAUACUAUUGCCUUUUCUUUUUGUUACUAAGAUAAUGAAAUAAAAAAGGAUAAAUGAU
Messenger RNA from Eleginops maclovinus (Patagonian blennie), 1901 nucleotides. RefSeq lists its product as uncharacterized. The record is from RefSeq and is a predicted model, not a curated record. The transcript has 4 exons. Bases 172 to 1563 code for a protein of 463 amino acids. Lineage: Eukaryota; Metazoa; Chordata; Actinopteri; Perciformes; Eleginopidae.